AUGUCCUCCUGGACUCCGUCCAGUUCUGAAAACACGAGCCGGUUUGACGGGGCUGCCUCCAGCUCCGAGGCUGUGGGGAGAAAGCACCCGCUGGAUUGUAACCUGACGGGGCAGGAGGAGCCCAGCCCGGCGCCUUAUGGCACCGGAAAGCAGGUUUCAAUGGCAAGAGCUGCGUUGUUGUCACAUUCCACCUGUAGCUCACGCGACAUGCCUACGUCACAGGGGUUGUUCUGCAGUAAAAGGGUCAAAAUGAGGCCUGCUCAGAUUCAGAACAAGGCAGCCCUGCUUAAUAAACCCCUGGUCAAAGAGAACAAGCCAAGACGGGUGACUCCAUCAGCCUUCACUCAGGAGAUGCUGCAGUCUACAGAGGAGCGCCUGAGUAACACCGUGGAGGUGCAGCCGCCUCGCAUCCUGGAACUGCUCCCCAUGAAUGGCCCUCCGCAUCAGAGAAUAACCACGGUGGACAUGGGCCGGCCACUUUUCCAGCCCUACCCAUCUGAGCUGGUCUUUCAGAACUUCUUUCCCUCACAGACCUACAAGUUACCUCUGCUUCUCGUCAACAAAGACAAGAUUUCCCGGCACGUGAAGCUGGAGCAUCUGGACUCAGAGCAGUUCUAUGUGGAAGGUCCACAGGAGGCAGGAAGCAAGGUGGCACCAGGAAUGUCUGCCACUUUUACAGUCCUCUUCAAGCCACAGGAGAACAAGGACUACAGCCACAGAGUGGUUUGCGUGACAGAGAGGGAGCGCUUUGAGAUCCCCAUUCGUGCCAUCGGACCACGUGCCAUUCUUGACUUUCGAGAUGAGGUUCUUCUUCCAGCCUGUCCUGUUAAAGGCUCCACACAGAAAACUCACCUUGUUCGCAAUGUAGGGAACAGCCAGGCCAAGUUCAGGCUACAAACACAGAGGCCUUUCUCAGUGACGCCAGCCUCUGGGACUCUUGAUGUAGGUCACAGUAUGCAAGUGACCGUGGAUUUCCACCCGACGACUGUUGGAGACCACCAGCAGGACCUGCUUCUGCACUAUGAUACUGAUGAGGAUGUGUACAUCAGCUUGUCUGGGUCUUGUGAAGAACUGAACAUCCAGCUGAAGCCGGACUCUUUAACACUGAGGAACACUUACAUCGGCUUGGCCAAUGCUCGGACGGUGUCGCUCACCAAUGAGAGUGAUAUUCCUCUCCAGUACUGUUGGAGAAUGUGUCCCUGCCUGCAAGAGGAGGACCUGAGCUCAUCAGGGGAGAGCUCAGCAAUCCGUCAGAGCUGCGAGGAGGAUGAGGGGCGGGGCCUCUCUCAGUGUCGGUCCGACCACACAGCGAUGCAUCACCUCCCGCCCCAGCAGGGGGACAGAAGUCAGGCUGCAGGAGACCCCCCUAUGGCUUUUUCGCUCGGCUGCUUAACUGUGGAGCCAGCGGAGGGGGAGAUUUGGCCAAACGCCAGAGCACAAUUCACCAUAAUCUUCAAGCCAGCAGAGAACAAACAUUACCAUCAAAUCAUGUACUGUGACAUCACAGGACGUGAGAAACCAUUACCCCUCACAAUUAAAGGUGAAGGCCUGGGACCAGAGCUCCAGCUCGACUUUAACCUAAUGGAGAUGAAAAAUGUAUUUAUGGGUUACAAAGACUGUUAUGAGGUGCAGCUGUCGAACACUGGCCUGAUUGAUGCCCCCUUCAGGUUUUCAAGGCCCAACACCACAUUUGGCCGCUAUUUCUCCUUCCGUCCUGGGGAAGGUGUCGUUCCCCCCGGGGCCUGCCAGAUUGUGGAAGUCACCUUCCAAAGUCGCAUCUUGGGAACUUUCUCUGAGGACUUGCUUCUAACUGUCACAGGACAGCCUCAACCCCUGACUUUGACCUUCAGGGGUUGCGUCAUAGCUCCCACGUUCCACUUUGAUAUUCAUGAGCUGAAUUUCGGAGAUGUAGCCUUUGGUUUUCCUGUUACAUCGACUUUUACCCUCCUCAACACGUCCUUUGUGCCCAUGACUUUUGCCCUUCGUGUCCGGGGGGAUGGGUUCGGUUCUGCGAGUGUUACCAGUGCAGACCAGGUGUCUGAUUUGUCAAGGAAGAAUUGGCAAGGCCAGGCCCAUCGAGACCGUCAUGCACGGCCUGUGGAGUUCACAGUCAGCCCUGCGACCGGCUCCGUGCGUGCCAUGUCGGAAGUCAUAAUUAAGGUGACGCUGUGCUCCAACACGGUCUGGAGGUACAGGGCAGUGCUGGUGGUGGAUGUUGAAGGUGUGGGAGAAGAAAUCAUGAGUCUGCCUAUCAGUGCCAGGUGUGUUGUGCCAGAGGUUACGGUGGAGCCUCUGGUCCUGGACUUCCAAAGAUGUUUCCUCCGUCACCCCUAUGAACAGAAAGUGUGUUUGAGCAACCCCAGCACCCUGCCGGCCUGUUAUGGGCUACUCGAUCAGGAAAAUCAGGAGAGCUCAUCAGUGCUUUUUGGGAGCUCUGUGCCUCGAGGAGUCCUUCUCCCUGGAAGUUCAGUGGAGCUUCCUGUGCUCCUGGUGGCUAAGGCUGUCGGGAGGCUGCAUCACACCCUACGCAUCGCUGUGUUCGGCAGCCUCCAGCAACCCCUGGAGGUGAUGCUGUCGUGUAUUGGUCAGGGACCUGUGGUUCACAUUCAAAGGACAGAGCUGCAGUUUGGCACAGUUCCAGUUCUGACGGACAUCACUAGAACCCUGCAUCUGUCUAACCAAUCACCCAUUCCAGCCCCUUUUAAUGCCCGCACGAGUCAGAGACGUUCCUUUUGGCGAGUCGAGCCCAAUGACGGAGAGGUGCCACCAGGGAGCCAGCUGGAGCUCACAGUGGUGGCUCACCUGAAGGACACGCUCCCCGUCCAGGACAGGCUGGAGGUGUCCAUACUGGACAGUCAAACACACUCUGUGUCCCUGUCAGCCACAGGCACCGGCACAACCAUUGUCAGCGACAGGCCUUUUGGGCCCAGCCUUGACCUAGGCACUCACUUCAGCCAUGGCUUAUGCCAGUACCGCUUCAAGCUCACCAACCAAGGCCAACGGGUGCACCGGAUGUUCUGGAAGAUAAACGGCUCCCUGUCCUCCACGAAAAAAUGUAAAGAAGGCAGCUUUCCUAAUAAAACAUUCCUACCCCCCAUCACCACUCCCCGGAAGAAAGAUAUGCCGAGCCAGGGAUCCUCGCUCCCCUCCAGCAGAGACAAGCAGGUGUUCAACCUCAGCCCGUCUCGCGUGGAGCUUUUUCCAGGCUCCUCUGUUGACAUGGUGCUGACAGUAUCUGCAGACUCCCCUAAGACUGUGCGCCAGCAGCUGGUGUGCCACGGGAUAAUUGGCCAGAAGGGCUGCCAAGAGACCAUCAUGUCUGUGGAUGUGACGUGUCGAUUCGUGGCCCCAAUGCUCAGCAUUUCCUCAAAGAAGUUGAACUUCGCCAUUAAGAAGGUCCUGGAGAUCCAUUACCUGGGACAUCCCCAACAGGACAAUGUGGAGCUGCAUGCCGAGGUCCACUUCCCAAACCUCCACUUCUCCUCCACCAAUGUGGACUUUGGCUGCGUAUUCAACUGCACAGAAAGUCAUGAAGUCAUCACCAUCAGCAACUGCUCUCCCCUGCCUGUGUCCUACCACUGGACUUUUGUGGAUAACCAGAAACACUCUGACGUCAGCCCAGGGCCUAAUGCAGAUGCACAGAGCUGCACGCCGCGCCCUCUUUGUGUGGAAGAGGUAUUUGAUAUCUUGCCAAUAUAUGGACAUCUCCAGCCUGGGGACCAGCAGCUCCUCACAUUUUCAUUCUUCGGACAUGAAAACGUCAGCAGGGAGGUGGUGGCACAGUGCCAUGUGGAGGAAGGUCCGACAUAUGACAUUAAACUCAAAGGAGAAGCUUCAGAAAUCAGCUACAGCCUCAAAUCGGCUCAUCUGGACUUCGGUGUGCAGGGGUACAUUGAUGCUGGUUCACAGCAGUGUCUGCGUGUGCUCUACCUGCCCGGCUUCCCCGAAGUGUUCCAGAAAGUCCUGCAGCUGCAGGUGGCGUUCCUCCCGCCCCAGGAGAUCACGCUGACUGGAGUGGGAGUGUUCCCAAGGAUCGGCUUGAACUUACCAAGAACCCUGUCAGAGGAGAGUUACGGCGAUGUGCUGCAUCAGGCCAAAGCAGCUGUGGAGGCAGAAAGACUCAGACAGGAGCUGACAAACGACGGAGGAGCAACAGACUCAGCCAACUGCACAUUAACGUAUGAAGAGCUGCUUCACAUGGAGGUUGAGAGACUCCUGGUCAAAGAAAAUGCACUCAGUGUGUUUGGUAGCCUGCUGGAACAAAGAGACGUGCAUGGUUCCCCCACACAGUGGAGCAAACUGAGCAAUUUUGAGCUCCCAGAGUACGUUCUUGAUUUUGGAUCUGUCACUCCGGGCAGAGUUGACGGUGUGACUGUAAAAGUCAUCAAUAACGGAUCAAUCCCUGUGUCCUUCCAUGCCAACUGCAAACGUCUCACAGGCACAGGUUUCACAGCAGAGUUUGAAAAGGUGAAGAAUCUGCCCUGUGGAGAGACUCAGACUUUCGCAGUAAAACUUGACCCUCGAGGAGCUGAGCUCAAAAGGGGGGACACAAGUGUCCUUUUUCCAAUACAGGUCGCCGGUGGUCCGGCCGUGCAGGUGCGGCUGCGUGCAGUGUUCACGGUGCCGGCCAUCACUGUCUCUGAGGAAAGGCUGCAGUUUGACACAGUUCAGUGUGGCAUGUGUCAGAUAAAGACAAUGCAGCUGCAGAACAACGAGUUGGUGCCAUGUCACUGGAGCAUAGCUGAGGAGGUGAAACCUGUCAAAAAGGGUGAAAAGCUGUUGCAUCUGUACAAGCACAAAAAGGUCCUGCAGGGGGAGCAGCGCGUGGUGUUUGAGGUGGUUCCCUGCUCUGGUCUGCUGUCCCCUCUUGAACGCGUCUGUGUGCAGAUCAAGUUCAGCCCUGCUAAAGGGGGUGUAUACAACCGGAGGCUUGAGGUCCGUGUGGCUGACAGCCCUCAGCAGGCGUUCAUAACAGCUCAGGGACAUGGAGAAGAGCCACAACUUGAGUUCUGCCCAUCUGUACUGGAGCUGGGGCCCCUUCUUCCUCUGAGCAUCGAGGGCGAAGCUGAAGUUACAGUCAGAAACCCCUGCCCCUUCCCCAUCGAGUUUUACUCCCUGGAGUUUGACACACAGUACCAGAAAGAAGAAAAGAUCCUGCGUCUGAUGCCAGGAUAUGAUGAAAAGAACACUCUGCUCCUUCCACCAAGGGUUCCCGGAGAGGGUCUUCCCCCAGAGCUGUUGGAAUACUUUGAGAACUAUUCCUCCCAGCUGAGAGACGAUGAGGGAAACGUGGCCCAAGAGGGAGAUGAACCCAGGAAACAUUACACACAGGAGGACAUCCAGGCAGAGAUCAGCACCAGAACAGAAAUAUCAAUUGCCCGCCAUAUGGGAUUUGACCUUUCACCAGAGGGACUGGCUGCACGCAAUCGCAGAGGCAUUGCUGUUAUCGUAUACGGAGCGCCCCUCACAGAAACGAGGCGCACAGCAGCAGCUCUGGCCUCUCACUACGGGGCAGCAUGUCUGAAUGUCGAUGCCGUGGCCACAGAAGUGCUGCGAAAUGGCACCUCAGCUGUGAGCCUGUCAGCAAGACAACUUUAUGAGGCUGCAGCUGAGGAGUGUGCUCAACAAAAGGCUGCAGAGGCUGAGGCUCUGCAGAAGGAAAGAGCUGACAGGGAGGAGAGGUGGCUGCAGGAGAUGGAUGAGGAUCAAUACGAGGCUCUGCCGCUGGAAGAGAAGGAGCGAAUCACUCAGCAUCACCUGGAGAGCCUCCGCCAGCUGAAGCUCAGACACCCGUCUGCAGCAACUCCAAAGAUUCGGUCACGGACGCGAAAGAACUGCGAAAUCCAAGUGAGGCUGUCAGCAAAUUGCAUUGUAGACGACCUGCUGUGUCAGUUCACUGAAUAUGAGCAGAACCAUGCCCACGUGGAGCACAUCCUGCAGUACUGGGAUCGAGCCCAGGGCUUGCUGCUUGUCCCUCUGAACAGCGAAGAAACCCUGCAGUCAGAAGACACGCCAACAGAGAAACAGAUCCCGGUUGUCAAGAAGACUAAGAAAGGAAAGACCACAUCCCCACAGCCCACUCACACAAGAGCAUCGGCUGAACCCGAUCACAAGGCAGAAGAAAAAAUGCCCUCAUCAGACAUCAUCCCCCACAUAGUCCUGGAUGUUACAGAGAAAGACUGUGGGGGUGUCACAGAGCUGCUCAGUAAUGGUCCUCUGCCUCCAGUGGAUGAUUUGUUGGAGGAUUUGGGUUUGGCACCGGGCGGCCCACAGAUCCCUCCCUCCACCACCUUCUCUGUUGUUCCCUUUCCCACUCUCAGAGAGGCAGCUAAGACUCCAGAGUCUUGUUUCACCCUCCUGAUUCCUUCAGGAGGGGACGAUGAUGAGGACAAGAAAGGUUCAGAGGAAGAAACGACUGAGUCGCUUGGAAAGGAGGACGGACUUACGACAGCCUCGAAAAGUCAGAGCAGGGGCAGCAAUAAGGAGAGUUCUUCGCAAAAGGACAAAGAUAAAAAGGCCAAAGAGAGUCUGAAGAGCAAGAAAAAAGCUUCCGGCAAGACAAAAGUAAAAAGGCAAAACGGGCCCAACGCGGUUUCACAGGCCUCCUCCGCUGAUCAAGAUCAGCAGCAAACCAGUUUGGAGAUGAAAGUCAGCCAGAGGCAGGACGUCCCCUCAGCAAAACACCUUGAGCCUAACGGCGAGGUGGUUCUGAGGGUCUGGUUCUACUCAGAGUCGCUUGGGACCUUUGAACAGGCCUUAAACUUUGAGCUUGUGGGGACCCGGAGACUCUACCAACUCCCCUGCAGAGGAAUAUGCACCUAUCCAUCCAUCUGCAAAGAUUACACGACUGUUUUCGCCCACAGCAAGUGGGUGCAGCAUAUGAAGAAUGGACUUCAGAAGGCGUUCGUGAUCAGUGCUGGACACUUUGAAUUUGGGCCUUUACUUUGCAGCAAGAGCAGAGACAGGUAUAAGGAGAGCCGCUAUCCAGAGAACGCAGAGAAGUUGGUCAUUCGUAAUAAUUCAGAUCUGGAGGCAGAAGUCCACUUCAGUUUUCAGCAUGACACCCAAGCCUCCACAUAUCUACUGGAUCCCCCCACCCUGACCCUCAAACCCGGUCAAAAGAAGGAGCUGACGGUGUGGGCCUACCCAACUAAACAGGGACAAAUUAAGGACUGCAUAGUGUGCCACAUCAGGGACAAUCCCGAGCCUGUGAUCAUCAAACUGUCAUGCUGGGGUGUUCGGCCCGAGCUGGAGCUGGAUAACAAGCACCUCCACUUUGGCCGAAUUCUGCUGCACAGCCCACUUUCUCUGAUCCCGCUCCACAGGAGGGACAGUCGCAGUGUCAUGAUGCGCAAUAAGACAGCUCUGCCUGUGUCUUGGAGACUGCAGGGCGUCGAGGAGUUGGGGGAGGAGUUUGUGGUGCCAAUAGAUGAGGACACCAUCCCACCCCACUCUUCAUUCCUUUUCAGUAUCCACUUCAGGCCCAGGAGGACACUCAAUAUAAAGAAGAUUUUACGUCUUGAAGUUUCUGAUGCAGAGAAGAUUGUUGGAACUGUGCAAACUGAAAACAUUCAGGUUAUUGCUGAAGCCUAUGACAUAGACCUGGAGAUCACACCAGAUAGCAUCCUGGACUUUGGCAUUCUCAGCGUCUAUAGUGAGGUCAAACUGCCUGUCAAACUGAAAAACAAAGGAAAAUACGAAAUAGCCUACAGAUUCACCAUCACUCCCGCAUACGACCUCAACUUUGGUCCAAUGGCCUUCGGCUGCAAGAGAAGCCUGAACCUCACGAUAGAGAACAGCGGAGUCUUCGAGAUGCAUUUCAGCAUCUCUCACAUGAUCACAGAGCUGGGGUAG
Molecule: messenger RNA, 7854 nt
Organism: Menidia menidia (Atlantic silverside)
Lineage: Eukaryota; Metazoa; Chordata; Actinopteri; Atheriniformes; Atherinopsidae
Source: the annotation of a GenBank genome assembly